UUACUGCUAGAGAAGUAGAGAAUAGCGCACAGCUUCAGUUAAUUAAGUUGAGAAGGUCAUUGAACAAUUUGGUGUGGAUAAUGGCAGAAAAGCUUAUGCAUGGGGUUCGGUACAAUGGCUAUGGAGGAGGGCCUUCUGGCUUAGAGCAUGUCGAUGUUCCAAUUCCCACUCCAAACAAAGAUGAAAUAUUGGUGAAAGUGGAAGCUGCUAGUCUAAACCCAUUUGACUGGAAAGUUCAGAAAGGCAUGCUAUGGCCUCUAUUUCCUAGCAAAUUCCCACAAAUACCAGGUAACGAUGUGGCAGGAGAGGUUGUAAAGGUUGGACCUGGGGUGAAAAAAGUCAAAGCUGGUGACAAAGUUGUAGCAAUGGUCACCCCUAGUGUUGGGGGUGGCCUAGCUGAAUUUGCAGUGGUCAAGGAGAGGUUGACUGUUAUAAGACCACCAGAGGUUUCAGCAGCUCAUGGUGCAGGGAUACCUGUAGCCGGUCUAACUGCUCACCAGGCCAUCACCCAAUCUGCAGGGGUCAAUCUUGACGGAAGCGGAAAGCAUAAAAACAUUCUGAUAAUCGCUGCCUCUGGCGGUGUGGGACAUUAUGCAGUUCAAUUGGCAAAGCUGGGAAACACGCAUGUCACAGCCACUUGCGGGGCUCGAAACAUGGAGAUCGUAAAGAGUUUAGGUGCUGAUGAGGUGCUUGAUUACAAGACCCCAGAUGGGGCAGCUUUGAGGAGCCCUUCCGGUAGGAAAUAUGAUGUGGUACUUUACUGUGCAGCAGGCAUUCCUUGGUCCACUUUUGAGCCUAAUUUGAGUGAGAAUGGGAAGGUGAUAGAUAUAACCCCUGUACCAACUGCUCUGUUCGGUUAUGCUUUGAGAAUGCUUUCUAAGAAGAAACUAGUGCCAAUGCUACUAAAACCAAAGGGUGAGAACCUGGAUUUUCUUGUUAAUUUAGUGAGGGAAGGAAAGCUUAAGACAAUUAUUGACUCGAAGUAUCCUCUGAGCAAGGCAGAAGAUGCAUGGGCUAAGAGCAUUGAAGGUCAUGCUACAGGAAAGAUUAUUGUGGAGCCCUAGUUAAACAUUUUUUUUUUUUUUUGGCUAUGAUCGCUGAAUAUUGUGUUUGGAUUGCUGAAAUCUACGUGCUUUGAAUUGGCACAUUCUGCAGUUUGGAAAUUUGGAUUGUACUG
Ziziphus jujuba (common jujube) is the source of this 1177-nucleotide messenger RNA. RefSeq names its product chloroplast envelope quinone oxidoreductase homolog. Bases 81 to 1064 code for a protein of 327 amino acids. The transcript is spliced from 4 exons. The record is from RefSeq and is a predicted model, not a curated record. NCBI's taxonomy places the organism in Eukaryota, Viridiplantae, Streptophyta, Magnoliopsida, Rosales, Rhamnaceae. Gene Ontology annotation, molecular function: oxidoreductase activity.